Cynoglossus semilaevis (tongue sole) is the source of this 726-nucleotide messenger RNA. RefSeq names its product zinc finger, HIT-type containing 1 (gene znhit1). The record is from RefSeq and is a predicted model, not a curated record. Gene Ontology annotation, biological process: chromatin remodeling. Bases 114 to 563 code for a protein of 149 amino acids. NCBI's taxonomy places the organism in Eukaryota, Metazoa, Chordata, Actinopteri, Pleuronectiformes, Cynoglossidae. The transcript is spliced from 6 exons.
CAAGUUACUAAGCAUUGUAUUUAAUUAGUAUGAAAGAUGUAGACUGAUCUGUUUCAUUGUGAGCAGUGUUAAGUAACUCUAACUAAAGAAUUAAUACAUUUAAACACGAUUAAAUGGCUCGAGUAGAGGCAGGUCCGCGUCGGGUUCUGGAUGAAGCGACCAGACAGAGGAGACUGACUCGGCAGCUGGAGGCAUUGGAAAAAGACAACUUUCAGGACGACCCUUUGUCUUCACUGCCUCCUCCUGGUCCAGCUGCUCGUCUCCCUGCCUUCAGUGAGACAGAAGAACCAGAGAAGAGGAGGAGGAAGACCAGAGGUGACCAUUUCAAACAGCGUUUCAGAAAGAACUUCACCACCUUGCUGGAGGAGGAGAACCUCUCUGAAAAGCUGGAGCCAAAUUACCUGUCAGCUGUGGCUCCACCCUCCUCUUUGCCGCCCCGUCACUUCUGCUGUGUCUGUGGAUUCCCCUCACACUACACUUGCACCACCUGCGGGGGGCGGUUCUGCUGCAGUAAGUGCCUGAUCACGCACCGAGAGACCAGGUGUUUGAAGUGGACGCUGUAACAGGGACAAAGCUGUGGUGGUGCGCGUCUCCUGCUUUUCCAGGCUGAUUUUUCUCCUCUUUUAGUCAUUAAAAAAAGUUAAUUUGACCUUAGUCACAUCUGACUGUGUUGUUUGUAAAUGUUGAUGUCUACUAAUUUUUUAAAUAAAACAUUUAAAAUCAAAA